This is a messenger RNA of Pocillopora meandrina, 28402 nucleotides long. Lineage: Eukaryota; Metazoa; Cnidaria; Anthozoa; Scleractinia; Pocilloporidae. The record is from the annotation of a GenBank genome assembly.
AUGGAGCAUUCGAGACAGAUACUCUCACUGACAGGCGCUGCUGUAAAUGCGUUGUCGAGCGUUCAAGACUACCACAAGGACAAAAAAGCUAAAACAAUAGGAGGAUUGCCACAGGGGACCUACACACCUCCACGCAAACGACAUGUACAAGAUGCAACUCAACCUGUUUCAGCCAUGAAUCCGCCUGUUACUAGGGCUAAUUCCGCAACGAAUGACAGAGCUGUUGACCCUGUUAGUGGGGAGUUACAAGACCAGUCUUCAUCUUCACUUCUUGAUCUGACUUUCAAUGGAACUCAGAGAGUGAGAGUGCCUUCAAAAUUACUCCGUGAAAUUAAGUCUCCCAUGGAAAGGAGUUCUUCGUCGGGCAAUUCCAGACAAACCUUACAGGAAAUGGACAUAGGUAAGGUUGAGUAUUGGACAUAAGUAUGUGGGUAGUGCCACUUUGGAUUUAAGAACUGAACAACAUUUCAGAUGAUAUAGCAAAUUGUUAGCAGUAAAUUAAUGCUCGAGUGGAUUCCACAACAUAUGAUCCUGUUGAAGGUAUUCCAGGGUUUUGUCAUCCACCUAACGUUAGGUGCACUAGAAUCCCCAAUUUUAAUUCUGAGUUCAAGACCUUACCAGGUCAGUGUAUUGUGUUCUUGGAUGACACUCUAAUAUCUCCCACAAUACUUCUCUUCACUGAGGAGUGCAAAGGGGUACAAGGGAAUUGUUAGGGGGGUAGCCUACAAUGGACUGGCACCCCAUCCAAGAGGAAAAGCAAUGCUGUAAGUGGCUUUGUGCUGUUGAAACUGGGAUACACUCUGACACCCCUUGGGCCACUUGUUAUGAGUGAGUGUCCCCCUCACCUGUUUUAUAUAUUACUUUAGAUGGUACAGGUCAAACUUGUAUAUGAUGAAUACUUUUCAUUUCUUCUGGCUUAGACAAUUUGAAAGUGGAGUUGUUACCAAGGUCUUAAUUAUAUGGUGCUCUCUUAUUUACAUUCAGUUGAUGAGCAUGUUGUUACAAGACCAUCUCCUGUAAAAGUUGUCAGACAUGUAAAUGGUCCAUCAGCCUGGGUUGAGUUAAACUCAGCUGAUCAUCCUUCCAGUCACAUUCCUUCAGAUCCUGUCAUUAGAGAACAUUCUGUAAAUAGUAACGUGAAUGGAGUGGAUUCUUGUCGAACUAAAGAUGGAACUCUGAUCACAGAACAAGCACCUCAAGUCACAGUGCGACAUCUUGAGGAUGAAGCUCAUGCAGAGAAAGCAUAUGAAGGAAGAAAGGUAAUAACUGAGUUACAAUCAAAAUUACCUUUGAAAAUUAUGUGACCAGAGUUCUGUGUCUGCUAGUGGUACAUUUUGAUGAAGCUUGCUUUUAAAAUAAUAAUAAUAAUAAUAAUAAUAAUAAUAAUAAUAACGAAUUUUUAUACAGGAUUGAAACCCAUCAGUGUGUAACACUGUUGUCCUUGGGGUCCUGUCAAAAAUAAUAAAUAAAUAAAUAAAAUAAAAUUUAACAAGAUAUAAUCAUUGAUCUUAAGGUCUAGAAAAGCAUACAAUAAAAUUAAAAAUUAAAUAAAAAUACUCUGAAAAGGAUACCUAUAACCACGUUUAGAUAGAAUUUAACUAAAAUAAUCUCGCAAUUUGUUCUUAAAUUUCAGUCUCGAAUCUAACGACCUUAGUUCAGCAGGCAGGUUGUUGAAAGUCUUUGCUCCUUGGUAAUAGAAGCUCUUUUACCAAAUUCUAAACGAACUUUGGGUAAUUUCACUGAUAUACCGUUAUUCCUAGUGGCCUUAGAAUGAACCAGCCUUUCGAAGUAGUUCUUAAAGGGUGUGCAAACAUUAUUCAGGAGACAGUCGAAAACAAACAGACAGCUUUUACGCUUGAUCAAAUUGUUCACGGAUGGGGAUUAAAAGAACUAUUGCCGAUAACUUUAAAAGCCUCGUCGUUCGAUGUUCUUUAUCAUUUCCUUUCGGUAAUCCGGAAAGCUAAGACCAAGUGUUCCGCAAUAGGUAAAGAUAGGUGCGAUCAUAGUGUUAUAGAUCGAUUCUGCACACUUUUGGUCGAUCAAAGGACGAAUUGAUCGCAAGAGAUUGAUUCUGGUUGCAGCUUUUUAUAGAUUCGGUCAAAAUGUGAUGCGAGGUUUAGUGAUGAGUCAAGGUGAACACCUAAGUACUUAUAGGUAGAGGUAUUAUUGAUGAGUGACCCAUUAGCAGAAAGUUUAAGUUCCUUGUCUUGAAGGUUGAUUCUUUUAGCUGUUCCAAAUAACAUAGACUCCGUCUUGUCCUUUUUAGGUUAAUGAUCAGUUCGUUGUCUUUAAACCACUCGCACAGGUUAUUCAUAUCCUCGCUAAGGCUUCUCUGUAUAGUAUCAAUAUCUUUAGAAGAGGUAUAGAUGACUGAAUCGUCGGCAUAAGUGAUAAUCUUCGAGUGUUGAAGCGGUUUAUGUACAUCGUUGAAGAAGAUAAUGAAUAAGAUAGGACCCAGGAUACUUCCCUGAGGAACACCUGUGAGAAUGGGUUGAGGUUCUGAUAGCACGCCUUUAUAUUGGACAACUUGUGAUCUGCAGAAAAGGUAAUCAGUGAACCAUGCGAGUUCUGUUCCACGAACUCCGUAAGUUGAAAGCUUGCUCAGGAGGCCAGAGUGACUGAUGGUGUCAAACGCCUUGGAUAGAUCGAUGAAAACACAGCCUGUCAGGUUACCAUUCUCACCUUCUCUUCUGAUAACAUCGGUAAGAUGAGUAACGGCCAGUUCAGUAGAGCGCAUGCGACGGAAGCCGUACUGAAAAUGAGAAAGUAGACCAUUCUGUUCAAAAUGAGCCAUCAGCUGCUUAAAUACCACUUUCUCCAGGAUCUUUGACAUUGAGGGAAGUAUUGAAAUAGGCCUAUAAUUGUCGAUUUCGGCCAUUGAACCAGAUUUAAAAAGUGGUACAAUUUUAGCCGCUUUCCAGUCAGUAGGUACAGACCCUGUUGCGAGAGACAGGUUAAUUAUAUGCGUGAGAGGCUUGGCUAUUAUAUCAGCAGAGUCCUUUAACAUUCCAGAAGGAAAGUUGUCAAGGCCAGAGGACUUAUUUCUCUUAAGGCUCUUUUAAUGCAUUAAAGACAACCUUUUCCGAGACUGAUCUAAACUCAAAGUUCUCUAGCGGCUGCUGGGUGUCUAUUGUAAGGGGCCUUUUCCAGACAAAAUUGCAAAGAGGGAAGAUCUUUCUUUUUAGAGAUCGCGCAACAUCAGUGAAGAAUUUGCAGAACAAAUUUGCAAUAACCUCUUUGUCGGUUUCUACUGCUUCAUUAACGAGAAAAGCUGCUCCUGGUUCCUUUGUAGACUUUGUAGGGUAUAGUUUUUUAAUAGCUGACCAAAAUUUGUUAGGUGAACCCACAGUCACAUAUCAUGGUCACUUAAGCCGGCGGGAAUGACUUUAACACUAUAAACAUUCUGAGGGCGAUUUGUGUAAAUCACAUCUAUCAGUGUUUUUGAAUCUUGCGUUACCCUCGUGGGAUCCUUGAUUAGCUGUUUAAGGCCAAAAGACAAUAGCAUUGCCUUCAGUUCUUUGUUGUCUGAGCUUACCAAAUAGUUGCAGUUGAUAUCGCCUGUCAAAAUGCAUUCUUUGUUUUCAGAUGAUACAGCAGAAAGCAUCGACUCCAGUUUAUUUUCAAAAUCUGCACAAAGAUGCUUUGAAGAACUCGGGGGCGAUAAAUAAAACCAAUAAGGAUACCCUUAGAUUUUGGAAAUAAAAUUUCUAUCCAGAUACAUUCGAUCCCAUCGCGUUCCAGGUCUAGUCUUCUAUGAAAGGGGACAGAAGAGGAGAUAUAAACUCCCACACCUCCACCUUUGCCUGUUUUCCUUGGUCUAUUAAUGAACGUAUAGCCAUCCAGUUGAACUUGAGCCUCUUCACUGUCCGAUAGAUGAGUCUCACUGAGGGAUAUGAUGUCUAUAUGCUUGGAAUCAUCGAUCAUUUGGCAUAGACUAUCCCUGUUCGCCACGAGGCCUCUGAUAUUUUGAUGAAUAAUUGUAAGCCCAUUUUUCGUUGACAAAUCCCGAAGAUCAGACAGGAUGUCAUGUGAACCAGAGGAGCCAACAGGACCAGGUUGAAGUUCAACAUCAUUUGCGAGACGAAUGAGUAGUAAGGAAAGAGAGGAAUUAAUCGCAAAACGGCAUCCAAGGAGUAGAAGUCUUGAAUUCGGCAACUGGAGAUUCUUUGCAUGUUGCGAGCUCGGUGACCGAUGGUUAAAGGUUGAAUUCUCACUGUCGUCAGACCGUGAGAAAUGAAGAGAAGAGUAUCACCAGAUAUAUCGAGGUCAGGAUUAGCCUUGGGAAGGAGUGCACCAGAGAAACAAACGUAGAAAUAAAGCAGAAUGAUCCAGCCGUUAUGGCAAUCACAAUAGCAGCAUGUUGGUUUCUUAAAGUGACCUCACAACAAUGGCAUAGGUCACAUCAUCAUACUGGCAUGACAAAAACUUGCCAAGACUGCAUGCAAAGGUACCUUGGUUUAAAGCAAGAUGCAUUACAGUUUGUUCAAGCAAAAUAACCCUUUUCAGAUCAAUUUUGCCUGCAAAUAUAAAAUAAAAAAGAAAAUAACCUGCUGCUAUACUAAAAAGCAGGCAUUGUACCAACUAAUGUACUCAUAACAGUGUUCUCCCUUAUUUUAUGCAUGACAGGUAACACAAAUUUUCAAACUGGUAAAGCAAUCCUUUUACUUGUUGAAUUUUCAAGAAUUCCAAGCAAUUUUAAAUGGUAAUAAGAGGUACUACAGGUGGUAAAUGUUACCGGUUACUGCCUGAAAAGGAGAACACUGCAUAACAGCUUACUUGUUGUGCUUUCAUAACACUUUAUCCUGAACACUGAUUAUUGAUAUUUCUCAUUUGAAUUGAAGAGCAUUCCCACCAAAGGCUUGUACCAAGGACAGCCAAAGAGUGGAGUCCCAAUUUUCAACCCUGCAAAAGAAAAUGCAAGUGAGUUUGGAAAUAUAAAGAUUGUAGGUAUUAUAUAUUUCCUUUCAAGAGCCAUUUAACAAUUCACUUUUACUGUUGUUGUUCUUCCUUUAAUUUAUUCAUAUUUACUUGUACAAUUUUGGUUUGGAAUUUUCCUUCCAGGUGAUGUCAAGAUCAAACGAUUUGUUUUGAAUGACAAAGAAAAGUCUUUAAAAGAACAGUUCUUGAAGAGGUUUGAACAGAUGUUUCCCAACCUAAGUUUUUUUGAAGAGUUUUUUAUUGAUGCAAUGGCUGGUCUGUGAACUUUAUGUAUAGAUUGCAAUGGGGAUGUACUGUAUUAUUUUAAAUUUAAACAGUCAUUUCCUGCACAACAAAUUAAACAGUGGUUGAUUUGUGAAUAAAAUACUUUAAAGAAAGCUAUUCUUUGGGGAGGACAUUGAAUACAACCCAACAGAUCUCAAAAGUUUUCUUGUACCUGCCCAAAAUGGUGCUUGUUAUGCUGGACCCUGUCAAUCUUAACUGGACAAUGAGACUAAAAUAUUGCAUUUAGUGGAUGCUGGUUAAAACAUAUCACCUAAUUUAUCACCCUGAUGAAAAGUCAAAUUUGUAAGGAAUAGACAUGCUGCCUUUUGCUGUCUUAAGUUGGAGGAAGGGAUCAUUUCAGUAACUUAUUUCUAAAUUCACCUCUUAUUUUAUCCUGUGUGUACUUGCACUUCAAUAGAAUAGACCAAAGAAGGCCAGUAAAGAAACUGGUUCAACCUACUGUGGUGUCCCAGGCUGGAGAGACAAAUAACCCACAAGGUGCAGUGAGUAGUGAAAAUCCUGUAGCUACUGCAGCAGCAAUUGCCGCUGCUGCUGCAUCUGCAGCAACUGGACCUUUCCUACAGGUGAUUAGUUACAGUUUGUAUUUCAAAAAUGUCUCAUUAUUGAUUUGUAGAACUAAAUUAGAAGAUUUACUUUGGCACAGCAGUAUCAUUUAGCAUUUUAUCUCUAUGUUCUUAGUUGCAGCAUACCUUGGAAGCUCAGAUUUCUGCUCUUGUAAACAACUUACAAGUUCUGCAACAGAAUCACAACAGACAACAGGAGCUACAGGACAAGGAAAAGGAACAGAAACUACAACAACAGCUUGAAGAACGACUGAAGAGGCUUGAAGAUCUGCAAGCCAAGAUAUUGGAGACUCAAGUAUGUAAAGUUUAGAAUUGAGGUUUUCUGCUAUUGUGUACAAUGAUGUGUAAGUUUACAGAGUUCCAGAACGGUUGGGUUUUGAACAGAGACAUAAUUCUGAGCUUUCAGCAAGGUUUGCCCAGUAUGUGUAACUAAGAAGGGAUAGGGUAAGUGAAAAGUGCAAAGGAGGUGAAAGAAGACAAAUGGACUACCUCUAUAAGCACUAUUCUCCUAUCAGUUUUUUUUCCCACUUCUCCAUGCCUGCUUAAGUUUGAGAGCAAAGGAGCCAGUAGUAGCAUACAGUGUAGAUGAUAUAUCUUACAGUAAUGGGAUGAGCUUCUUGGCUGACUUGCAAUCACAAUCACUUGCUUGAUACAAUUUUGGAACUUUCUGUGGAACAUUGCAACCAGGUGGAACUUUCUCUGGAGAAAUCUUGUGAUGAUAAUUACCAGAAAACUGCAAGCCAAUGAAUCUAUUCUUUAUCCAUUCAGUCAGCACCAGCCUCCUAUCCAACUGGCAUGCAACAAGCAACAGCAGCAGUGCUACCAUCCAGCAGUAUGGACAGUGGGAUGCUACCUGUGAGCUGUACGGCCACUGUGGCUGCUCACCAUCCAGCUCAUGUUGCAUCUUCUGACCGCGGUGUAUCUGGGAUAGCAAGGCAGGAUGAAUUUACCCAACCACCACACUCUGUAGCUGGUCACUAUCACCCUCAAACUACCGCUGAACCUUCAUAUCAGCCCAGAGGUCAUUCAUCUACUCCAGCCUUUGGUAAGAUUUCAUUUUGUGUGAUGAUGUUUGCUUUUAGAAAAGUAGAAACUUUUCAGGGGCCAAGAAUACCCAGGACACUUUCUUUGUUAAAUAAAAGACAAAGGUUUUUCUUAAAGAACUUGAAUAAUCACUAACCCUUCUAGCAGCUCUUUGCCCUGACUGGAGGUCUCUGCGCCUUUACUUCUGCUCUCCUAGUUAGAAGAAGAAGUGGUAAGUUUACUUAGUUUUGUGUUGCAGUUGCCAGUUUAGGAAGCUUUGGCUGAAAAAAAUUGCGUCUUAUUUUUCUUGGUAUGUCGCUGUCGUAGACUGAAAAACAUCUCCCGUUUUUAUCAGAGAGGGGGGGGAGGGGUAAGGUAUAAAAUUUCCUUUGCCAUCACCAUGUAGAGGAAUUAUCUCGUCAUUCAAAUUCAAGCAGAAUGUAAGACUUAGGUGGUACUGCUUCCUAAAAACUGAUUAAUAUCUACUCUCAGAUGAUACCCCCUUCUCCUCCAAUGAGGCCCCUUUCACAUACAAACUUCAUUUCAUAUAGUUGAAAACUUUUGUGUAUUUUUUUUUUUCAAUUAUUGAUUCUGACAGAAAAACAUAAAGUGGUCAAAAACACCAAGACACAAACCUCUCCUCAAGAAUCUUAUACCUCAGAAGACUCCCCGCUCCAGACUCCUCUACCUCGUAAACGACCGCCUGUUCCUAUCUCUCGCUAUGACCUGCCCAGGUCCCGCGCUAAAGGUCCUCGUUCUGAUGUUAAUACGAAGGCAGAGAAAAAAGCCCGCGUCCGUUUCGAACCAGAAGUGUCUCCUAGUUUACUGUCUUAUAAAAAAGAUUUGACACAUAAAGGUAUGCAUGUUAGCUAUUUUCUUUUUUUGCAACGAUGAAGUGUAAAGAGGGCUCAAAGCUCUAAAGUUUUAGGCGAAAUCGAAUCGGGAGAGUUGGAAUACUAUUACUAUAUCAUAGACUGGUACAGGUAUAAUAGCUUAGGCGUGGACGUUGCUAUAAAAAAAAAGUCGAUUGUCACAAGAGAAUUAAUUACUCUCAACAAAUUUGAGCUAAAAUACCAAUUUUUUUCCCUCGACUACUAAAAAUUAACCGUAUUUUAAUGGCUAUUUCCUUUAUUUCCAGGCAGAGGACUUUUAAGCGAACUCGCUUUUCAUGACGGGGUGUAUAAAGUUGAGGUUCCUGGAAAGGAAAGUCGCACACUGCCUGCCAGGUAGAUACUAUCCCAACUGAGAAUUUUGACGAGUUUACUUAAAUAUGCGGAUCGGUUUUAAGGGAACUGCAUUGUUCUUUCAGUCUUUCUAGACUUGAUAGAAAUGAUGUAGAAAGGUGUACAUCAGGAGAUUGUCUCUUACUUAAGAUUGUUUGUCUCCGAAAGCGCCUUCCUUGAAGUUUCCUUUUAACAAUGUUUUUAGUUUUACGCAUGCAUCCAUGUAAAGGUGCGAUUUAGGGCUCUGUCUGCAAAUUUACAGAAUGAAAUAGAUUCAGUUAAGUAUCUCCUUUGUAUUAUAAUGGAACGAGGAAAUUUUCUGUGCACGUGGGUUUUAUUUUUGACGGAAUUAAUUAAAAAGGUAGCUAGAUGAGUGAAUUCCCAUUUUCGCGAAAGCGAGUGGCAACCACGACUUGUAGAGAAGCACAAUAGAAAACGAGACGAUAGCAAUGCGAAAAGACUUUAAUGGCAGAAAAACAGCUCUGCAUUUGCGUUUUAAACUUUGUGCAUUUUCUCGCCAUCCUUUGGCAAACAAACAGCGAGAAAAUGCCAAAGUUUUAAUGGUCUGAAAACGGAAACCGCGAUGGCAGACUAUUUUUGCCUCGAUUUCGAACUGAACGCUGUCCUGAAAGAAGAAGUUUGGCGCCGUCGGUUAAGAUGUCUAGUCAUGCGCUUAACUCUGAGGGCAAAUGUGAAUUCAUUUUUUAAACAACAUUUCCUUUUGCGUCGCCGUCGGGGCGUCCUUAUAAAUGUUUUUUUCAUUGUUAUGUGGAGGUUACGGAGAGUGCGUCCAUUUAAUUCGAGUGGGCUUCCAUAUUCACUUCCGUUAUAUUUCGCCUUCUUCUUGAAGUAACCUUUUCCCCUAUCGCUGAAAGGAGUGCCAGCUAAUAAUCACGUCGGAAAAAAAAAAUUCAUGUUCGUGCUCACUCUAAACCACGCACAAACAUUUCAGUUUGAAUGCUUCCUGAUUCAUCAUAAAAAACGUGUUCACUUGGCCUCGCGGAAGUUUGUCAUCAUAGCUAAAACAGGUUCACGGCUUUUGUUUUUAGCGUUUAUUAUGUCAUCCUUGCUAUUGCCUGCCAAUACUUUUAGCAUUUUUCCGUGUUUCUGUUGGCCGUGCGCUCAACCACGUAUCAGUAUCCAAAGUAUAGCUGUAUACUGGUUUGUUUUGUUCUUCCGGUCGCCAACGAGCGACCAAAUUUUUUCGCUUGCUCACUGCCAUGUUUCCAUAACGCUAGAUGUGUCGACCCAGACCAAAAAAAGAACUCAUGUUCUUGACUUUCCUUCAAAAACCGCACCUGGAUUAAGCCUCUCAUUGCUUAUACAAAAGGAAGUUCUUUGUUAAAGCUGGUUCGAAACGAUAAUGUAAAAUUUUUAUCUUAGUGAAAUGCGAUUGACGAGAUUAUUACACUAAUUAGAGCUUAGAACAUUCCUCUAGCGGUUCCAAAGUCACUGAACCAUCAACUUAAAACAAAAUAAUGAUUCCACUUUUUUCCAUAAUUUUCCUGUUUUCAUGGAAGUGAAAUCAAUUUCUAUUAAUUCGAGGAAAUACGCUUAAAUGUGAAGUCAUCAUUUUGUAUCAUCUCAUCUCGAAACAACCACCAAACACAUGGUCGUUCUUUUUGGUUUUUCAAUGAGGAUUCGUUAGACUUUUUUAUUGGUUUAGUUUUGUUCCUCGUUUCUGAAAUCGUGCCUAUUAAUUUUGGUUUAUCUGGGGAAGAUAAUCAAUUCGCUAAGUUAUUUUUUUCAUCGUUUUCGAAGUGCGUCCUUGAAUUUCAAGCCAAUCACCGUCAAACGAACUGAACCGUUGCCAAGAUGCAGAUUUAAUCCAAGGUCAAGAGAAGCAAAGCUGUCAGAGUUUCCUUUGAAGAAGGAAAAAGAGUUCGUUUUAGCAGGUCGAAUUUAUCACUUCCUGAAUCCUUAAAUUCUUAAAUCCUUGUGAAUACAUAUUUUUAUUUGCGUUGGCGGUUUGUAGAUUCAGUAGCCUUAGUUUGGUCGACGACAAAAAAAAUAAAUUAAUCUCACAAAGCCACUUUAUUUCCGGUACGGUAAGAAACCGAACCUCGAAGUCCCCGAGUAACGCUUGUUUAUGAAUUUUAAUGAAACAACUUGAUUGGGUUAAAUCAUGACGUCAGGGGAGCGUCAUAGGCCAAUAAUAACUCUGAUUUUACUUACUUUCUCACCUAUCCUACGGGCUCUCACAGAUUACGAACAGGUUUUAAUUUUAGUGUAAAAUCGGCUUAAAGCAACGGUUAUUAGUCUCUAUUGAAAAAGUUACCUCGAUACGCGGAAAAUUGAUUUUGAACAUUUUGUUAUUUAGACGCCUCAAAGAGGUAAUUAGUAGCGGAGGAGUGAGGAUAGUCGCCAACGACUCUACAGAAAAAUUUAUAGGUUUAGUUUUUUUUUUUCCUGUGGGUCUACUGAGCUUGACUUCUGCCGCCCUCUUUAGUGCGGUCCACGCGGGCUCAUUUCCCCGAACAGCGGAUUAGCUACUCAACACAACAGGGUGUUGGUCACACUAUAGAAACCUCAGGAGGUUUUUUCUGCAGAUGUUCCUCAUGUGUUGUAAGACACAUGCGUUGAUCGUACAUUGCACCCUUACAGACAUGUGACAUUCCAGUCUUGGGCCAAUACAUUUGUACAUUCAACGAUAUCUAUGUGCUCAACUCACUUAUGGAGUAAAAUGAAACCACGUCCACUCGGUAUCCAAAAUAAUAAAACACCUGACAUUUUUUUGGUCGAAAAAUUCCGGAAUGUAAUAUUUAUCUUGUGUUCCUUGGGUCAAGGGUAAAAGCUUUGCGUUGGAAUCAAAAUGAUUAAAUUACUCCGUCAUGUGCGCGCGCGUUUGUCUGAUCGCAUGAUGUUUAUAACAAAAACUAUUAUUACCAAAAAUCCUUGAUCAUCAUGUGGUGUCCAUAUUUAAGUUAAGUUCAGGUUUGCAUCUAAACCACAUGAUAGAUUUUUGAGAGCAGAAUUCCUGUUUUGUUUCCGAAAGAUUGGCCUGCCUCGAAAGGGUCAUUACUGCACUUGCAUGAGGUUUACCUUGAACAACAUAUUGUAUUUCCAGAACAAUGGCUUAUUUGCCAACUUUCGUCUGUCGGCACUUAGGGCCAGUUUUGCGUGACGACUUCUCGGUAAAUCGGAAGUUCAAUGUCCGCUCUCGUGGGAAACACGGGCAAAAAAUUAUCUUUCGUUUUGUCAGCCAGAUAUUAUCUUUCAUAGUAUCGUGUUCGCGCGUUGUCGAGCGUAACAUUAGAAGCUCUGUAUAGACUUACAUAUUCACAGUCCUUAGAGGGAAAUUUUCUUUUUGUUUCCUGUGAAAUUCCGUCUUCCUAAAUACUGACUGUAAAGUAAAUUAGAAAAAUUGAUUGCUUCCUUGUUGUUACAGAUCUCUAAUUUUCGAUAACCGGAAUCUUGGAAGGUUUUUUUUUCGUGAAUACGAUUAUUUUUUCUUUACAAAGACCGUAACGUGGCACGAUUUGACAUUCCUUUCUUUGCGCAUGCUCAUUUCUGCUCUUUGCUCAUUCAUUUGUGGGUUCAGUUGAAACAAAGAUGAACUAUAAAUAUUGCCGAUGACCUGUUGUGUAAUACAUUGUCGACUAGGACGCCUUUUAUAAUAAACUCUGACAGAGAAAUAUUGCGUAUUUGAUGCGGUGGAAAAAAGAACCGUAACGAAAAUCCACUUCGGCGCUAUGACACGAAACUCGUGUGUAAUGCCGUCUGGUCCGAAACGCUUCCUCAAGGGAAUUUGAUCUGAAUUUGCAUGUUCAAAUUACCUAGAAUAAAGUGUAAACACGCCAUAGAUGAUUCAAAUUCUUUCCUUAUGACAGUCAAUAUUGCUCAAUCUCUGUCAAGAGAUCAAGUGACGCCAUCACUGACAAAAGAAUUAUUCAUUGCUAAACAGGAUUUGUUUCAAAUGCAAUUUAUUGUAUCCGGCGUCAAAGCGCUCAACCAUACAAAGGUGCGCAUAAUAACGACCUUUCAUUUUCCGGAAAGAAUGCUUAUGUAAACUAAGCCAAGAGUUUGUGGUUUUUUUGUAAUCGUUUCUCUCUUGCCUGGGGUUGGUAGCCGUGGAAAUACUUACGUCAUCCAAUUGAAUUCUAUACAUAAUUUACAUGCGUAAGUGCUUUUUUGUUUCGCGGAACACGCUGAAAUAACACUUCCCUUGUCUUAUUCCUGUGUUGCUUAUAGCACUUCGCAUGACACUCUCUCACUGGAUUUUAUUUUCGUAACGUAAAAUUUUCUUUUCCAGGAGCUAAUUGUCUUUCCUCUGCUAGGACAGAUAUUUUUCUUCUCAAAUUCGUUGUCAAGUCACGGCGGAAAUGAGCUGUAGGUCAGGUGAUCACAUGCUACGCAGACAAAAAAAAUUGAAUAUUCAAUUUGUUGUCGGCGUUUUAGAACCUAAAUUGAGCAGUUGUUUGGGCUGAAAAUUCGUGUAUAAUUCGAUUUCGAGAUCGUGUCUAUACAGUAAAUAAACUUUUCCGAUUUUUUUACUCCCGCGGGAUUAGUUCUGGUGUGGAAGUAUUUCGUAAUUUAUCCGUCUCUGACACGACACGCCCUGUGAAUUUAGUCCAUCAUGACUGCAGUGACGUCACAGGAAGUGUGUGAGUUCACUCAUUGUUUUGACGUAUUACCUUAGUGCGCGGCUCGGUCACUGAUAUGUUAAUUUCACAACGAACCUAAAUUUAGACUUUAGAGAGCUCGGGGGGUGAUCGAAUUUCGCGUCACAUAUUUAUUUGAUGGCAAUUGUUUCAACUCGUUUCUUCGUUUCGCCUAGAAGAGUUCUGGGUCAUUCUGUAGGGAAUUUUGCGAGAAGGAAUCCUCUUCGAUUUAGUAGAUUUACGGCGAGGAUUUUUUUUUAACCAACACACGUGCCGUGGAUAACGUUUCAAUUGCAACAUCGUGAAGGCAGACUGUCAUCUUCAUAUUUCUCGGUAGCGCUCGUGAUGGAAGAAGGAACUGGAUAAACCUGACAGGAAAUUUCACGUUUGUUGGGUAGAGGACUGUAGUUUCGUUUACUACUGAAGAGUGUUCGCGGAAAACGACCGUAAAUUUUGAUUCUGGUGAACAGUUGUGCGCGAAAUGACGACUAACCCCCGCUUUCAUCGACAACACUGUUUCUUAUGCGAUCUUCCUCACUCACCGUGGGCAAUUCUACAAGAUUUCAGCGAACCUGUUUGUCGUGGUUGUUGUAAUUACGAGGGGCCAGAUCGAAUUGAGGAUGUGAUACAUUAUUCGAGAAUUUUAAGACGAACAUGGGAAAAUAACGAGUUAGCGCACAGAAAUCGGGGAGUGAAAACUGAGCGCUUGAAUUCAGCGGGUUCAUCUAUAUCUUCCACUCCGAGUCCGCCACCCGCCAACGGUACUAACUAUACGGCGCAGUAUUCAGAGCAAAGGAAAGGAGUUGGGAAACAUCAGAAUGCUACCAGGCAUGGCGAGGAAGGCAUGGAAAAUUCUCAUGGGCACGGGAGUGGCGAAGCUGUCAACGGACCUGGCUCGAAAGCAAAUCGACCUCCAGGAAAUAUUGGUUCUCGCGAAAUGGAAAGACGAGGGUCUAGUUUCAACAUGGAAGACGCUAGGCAUUCGCUGCCAAACGGAAAUGCGUUACAAAGACAUCAUCCCCCCUUGACCCCAAACGGACCUCAGCAGAAUUUUGUCGUCGAUGGGCCACGGUUGGAACUUAUACGGGAAACACUAACCACUCUGAACAGGUCUUGUCCAUUUGAUAUCAGAUUCAAGAAGGAUCAUGGUUAUGUUGGUCGCGUGUUUGCUUUCGACCUUAGCUGUAAGCCUGGGGUUGACUACGAACUCAAAAUCUUCAUCGAGUACCCUCGAGGCUCUGGUUGCGUUUUUCAAAGCGCAUCUGGAGUCGCCAAGCAGAUGUACACAGAAUCUUUGAAGGAAAUUGCAAAGCCACUUUCCUCUGGGUUCAAGUAUUUAGAGUACGAGAAAGAUCGCUCCAAAGGAGAAUGGCGUUUACUGGGAGAAUUUCUUCCUGAACCGGUGCGAUUGUUCAAGGAAGCUGUCAAUCCCGAAUUUCUCGCCAAACCUCAGCUCGAUGCAGAAUUUCCAGUUCUACCCAAUGUGAAUCUCAGCUUCAACCGGUCCGGCCCCCAGUAUGGGCGAAAGCGAAAAGGUGCAAUUGAUUUAGAAGAAUUUGAAGUAGCAGCUGGAAAACGUGCUGGAGCCAUGCAUGGGCGCAUGACUCGGGAUGAUGCCUUACAUAGUGUUUGGGUGCAAAACCAAACAGCUGAUGGUGUCAAACUACCAGUUCAUUUACCAGGGACACCACUGCCCCCAGGGACCCCAGUCAGUUCCAUACCAUCUGCCUCAGUUCCACCGAUGGUGUCACUGGCAGUCUCAAAGGGUGCACCAAGCCUGGCAGUGUCUGAACAUGCCCGUACACAAGUGAAAUCUCCCAUGGGCACCAUGAUGAAUCGAUUCGAAUUACCACCCACCUCAGUGCUACGUGAAGAUUCAAGGAAUGGUCCAAAUACCCUUGUGGCUGGUUCACCUGGCAGCGAGCGGUUGUCACCACGCCCACAUCAAUCACCCAGACCCUUACCUAGCUCUGGUGGAGCUAAAGGCCCAGAUGCAGCAGAAGGUGACAUGAAGGGAAGGAGCUCCACAGUGAAUAUUCUGACUUGCAGUCUUUGUCGUGACAAGCUUGAAGACACCCACUUUGUGCAGUGCCCAUCUGUUGCUCACCAUAAAUUCUGUUUCCCUUGUUCACGUGACAGUAUCAAGAAGCAAGGAGCUGGCUCAGAAGUUUUCUGUCCAAGUGGAGAGAGAUGCCCAUUACAAGGCAGUGAUUUGCCUUGGGCAUUCAUGCAAGGAGAAAUUGCGACCAUUCUUGGAACUGAAUACACUGUAAAAAAGGAAAAAGAUACAUAGAGAAAGGGUGGAAUUUCUUUUCUGCCAUAGCAGUAACAAAUUUAGUGGCUAAUCUGAAACAUUACUUUUGUGUGGCUCUUAUGAACUUGUUUCUGUGUAUUAUGUAUGGUAAAAGUUGCCUCAAUUACCUGCACAAAAUUUUUCAUGUAAGAAGUUUUAUUAAUUUGCUUCCAAGAAGAUUUCCUGACAAUUUAUAAAACAUUUUGUGAAAUGGUGUUUUUAUAGUAAACUGAUAAUUUAGGAAGUUUUUCAUAGCACAUCUAAUGUCUGGAAGUAACCAGCUUGCUCUUCUCCCUAUGUUUCCAAUGCAUAUUCCAGCAAGCAGACCAUGGGAAUAGACAAACUUGUGAUCUGGAGGGUGUUAUUAAGCAAAAUGUCAGAUUCUUUUGUCUAAAGCUUACAGGAAAAUGUAUUAUUCGUAGGGAGAUUUGCAAAUCGCAUCUAAAUAGCAGAAGGUUCAAGAAUAACAGCUGUAUGUUAGAGUUCUAUAUAGUUAAGGCCAAGGCCACUGUGUUUUUGUGGAAGUUGGGGGUUUUGCAUUAGUCAAAGGAACCUUUCUGUGUAGAAUUCAAAGUUGUGAAUGUAAUGUGUAGGAGUUUGGAAAAUUCUCUGAUUUUGCAAAAUAUUUGCAUAAGGCAAGAUGAGGUUAAUUUUUCUAUCAUGAAAUGUGGCAGAGAAUUGUUUGUUUUGACUGAUGCGCUACUGUAUUUUAAUUUAAGAAUUGUGCAACAUCAACAUUGCACUGGCAUUCCUUCUAAUAUUUUGCUACCUUAAAAUGUGCAUGGUAAAGUCCAAAGGUGUGAGACACUUAUCACGUAGAAUAGUUAUUGCUGUCAAAAGAAUACUCUAGGCAACAUAUAGAUAUUAUUUUCCAGAAUUCUUGUAUAGAUGUGUAGCUUCUUAGUAGCAAGUUGCUUUUGUUUAUUCAAGGGUAGCUGGUCAUUUCUGUAAUGUUAAUAUUUAAGAAUAUGAUCAUUGGAACUUAAAACUUGAGACUUUGUGAAUAGAAUUCUCUUCAAAGGUGGGAUUUUUCAGACAAAAAAGAAAACCUGUAAAUAGACGCAUCUACUCUUUUCCCUAUUCUCUUAGCUGUUCUGUGAUCUUUCAGUACACAGGAAAGUUUAGGUACAUUUUUAAAAACUGUUUGACAUCUUGCAAAAUCCAUAGUUUCAAGAGUGGAUUGCAAUCCUGAAAACAAUUUUAAAAAUGUAGUGAUGGACUGCCUGUGAAUGUAAGUUUGUGUGCAAAAAGUAUCGCAUUGAUUUUAAAAUACAAAGUUGUGGUCAUUAAAGUUUGUGUUUGAAAGUUUGAUGCCUGAGUAGUUUUAACCAUAGGUGAAAGGAUGUGACUGAAUUUGGUUGAUUAUGUACAACACAGCUGUUCAAAACCCUUUUCAGUGGUCACCCUCUGGAAAUAGCCAGAUGUUGCUUGAUAGCUGUCAACUUUUUUAAUUUAGGUUGCCCAAUUUUUGGUGUAUAUUGUGGCAACUCAAUAUAAGAGAGAAUUAAUCUCACAACGUAGAUCUUUGGGAUAUGAAAUAUUUGUAUAUGUAUACAUGUUAGCCAUCAGAUGUUUGAAAGGCAUGCUUCUCUUCAGCAACCACUUCUGGCCUUCUGCUUCCACCCAAUAGCCUUCCCCCCUCUUUUUUUGGUAAUUAUUCUGCCAAGGGAAAUGAUUUGUUUGGAGGGAGGGGCACCAAAGGAUUCCCCACAAGGUUUGCAUGUCUAGUACUUGUGGUUAGAGCCUUACCACAGCGAGAACUUAUCUUAAUUCAUUUUUAAGGAAUUGAAUCUCUAAAAUAGAUUUUGAAAUUUGGAUUGAAGAGCUUUAGUCUUUUUUGUGGUUGACUUCUCUCCCUUUUUUCUUUUUUCCUUUUAUUUUCAUUCAGUGGUGACUCUCUUCCACCUAGACCAGAGACAGCCAUGUUGUCAAGUGAUGUUGGAAAAAUUAAAACUGAUUUAAAGGACAUUCUUGUUGUAAGUUAAGGAAGAACUUGCUCUCUCAUUUAACUUAUGUAGACUUGGACCUCAGUCAAUUGUGUGUUCCCACUACAGCAAUCUUGACAUCAUACUGAAAAAAGGGCAGAUUGCUCUUAUCACUGUGACACUCCAAAACAUGAUGACUGUGCUUGUUGUAUUUUUAUUUUGGUUACAAACAGCAAAUGAGGAUUUCAGCCUCCUUGCUCACAGUGAUCUGGGCCAUGAUUCACUAAGGAGAAGUUGUCAAACAUCAACAAAUUCACUCCUUUCUCCUCAAAGCAUUGAGUACUGCUUUUGAUUUACAAACUACAGCUCAUAACUUCUUUUCAGUUUCCAGUUUGUACUUCCGCUCUGAGUCAGUCUUUAUAUUGGUAUUAUAACUAGUCAUUCAAUCUUCUAAUAUGAUAUUGGUCAAAUAUUGAUUGAUUGAUGCAGGAGACAGAGAGACUUAAACAAGAGCUGACUAAACAACAGCUAGUCAAGGUAAAUAGCAAUAGUCGAGUUGACUCCUCUGACUGCAAGUUCUCCAUUCUGUUCUCUAUACAUUUUCUAAGAUGCUAACAAGGAGAAUUUGUCUAACAAUCAAGAGCUUCUUGAGUUGAGGAUCAUUUACUGCAUUCUUAUGACAUUAAUGUUUCAGGGGUAAUACUGUUAGGAGAAAUUAGAUGCUUAUCAUUCUUAGGGGUUAGAGGUAUACAUUUACUAGUUGUAUGCAUAUCAUGAGAAUUGUUUUCUUUCUUACUGUUGUCUUAAAGUAAAAGUAUGGCUACAAAUUGAAAGUAACAUGUAGUCUAUCUGAAAAGAAUGAGCAGUUAGUGACUGUUUGUGUGUUCCACUCUUAGUCAUGUUGAAAUAACUCCAAUUAUAUUUCAAAACAUAUACAUAUAGGGCAACACAGACUCUGAUGUGCUGCACGUUGGACCUCUUGGUGAUGGUCCUUCACCUCUAGAUGAAUAUUUGGUAAGAAUUUAUUAUUAUAUGAUAGUUUUAAAAAAAUUAAGAAGUCAAAUAACAUUGAUUUGAUGAGGAAUAUGUGAAAUCACAUAGAUUAAUUCGCUGGUCAUUUGCUGCAUAAUGGUUGCUGACACAUAUGUUUGAGGGAUUAACACAUUACAUGUGGAUAACUUUAUGUAAAUCUGGGGCUAUGUUUGGAUGGCUUUAUGUAAUUUCACGUGAGUGGCUGUUGUUGUACUUUGUAGCAAUCAUAUCCAAGCAAUAAAGUGAACAUUACAUGGUGUGCAGAAAAUCUUAGUUUUAUGUGCUUGGACAAAGCAAACUCUCUAUGAGUAACAGCUUCUGUUCAUCAUUAGUAACAAUCAGUCGACAUGUUUCUUUUUUAUAUAUUCCAUGAUUUCUACUAACUGAAGCCUAACUAGUGCUCAGGCCUCAAAAAUAUUUUGUCACAUUUCACCAUAAAUCUCAUGGAGACUGUUAUGUAAACCAUACCAGCUGUUAUCUCAUGGUUCUCCCCUGCCUCAGAAAAAAUUGAGGGGCUAUGAAUGUACAGCUUUAAGACUGAAUAUCCCAUUGUAUCAUUUGAUAGGAAACCACUCAUAAAUCACACUCACUAAGAAAACCUGUGACAUCAAGACCAUCAGGUAAUUCUUGAGUGUCUUACAUUACACUUUGCUUGAUUUCUGACUGCUUAUUUGAAGUGUCUGAGGCUUAAUGGUUGGAGGAAACUGAGUGAGAGAAAGAUAUAAUGAAAAUCAAGUGACCUGUUUCCUCAGAAAAUUCUCACCUUUAAUGGCUGAGGAAAGCUAAUUUUUUAGUGGGAAUGUUGUCGUAACUGAAGACCCUCAGCCUUGCCCUGCCUUUUAGAGUCCUAUUUGUUUUACAAUUUGCAUAAAAAUUAGUCAUUAUGAAGUGUUUGUAAAGAUGAAAGACCUCAAUAGAACUCCUCCUCCUUUCCAAUGUAGCAAUUUACCAAACUGCCUCUUCUAACAUUUUAUAAGGAAUUCUUCCAUAUACAUUUAGCUUAUAUCUAUGACUAUUGGUCAUUUAUUUCCAUCACAGGCUUUCUGCCAUCAAAGUCAGCACACUACUUAGCUGAUGCAGAACGCCUCCUCCAAGAUGUUCAAUAUCGACGGCGAAAUCUGGACAACAAUUUACAGACUCUGAUAAGACAAAGAGAAGAACAUGAUUUGUAUAAUUUUGUGGAUAACAUUCCUUCAUCUGAUGGGUAAGAGCAAAACAGCUUUGAAGUAAUGCAAUGUCAAGUAAAUGCUUAGCAUUUUAGUUCUGUAAUAGCAAUGUGACUCUUUGUGUUGUCAAACUGUAUUUGCUCUAUCAUCAGUUGAGAACUUACAUAUCAAUUUAGUCACUGGAGAUUGAUCCCUUUACACCCUAACAUCAGUAUGUAUAUUCUCCUUACUGUUAUGUGCACAUUUAUCAAGGUGCUGACAAGGAGAAAUUAAUUCUGUAGUUGUUGAUCAUUUCCUUUAUUCCCACAACCUUAAUGUUUGAUUCAGGGGUGAUAUUGUAAGGAGAAUUUAGAUGCUUGUUAAACUAAGGGGUGAAAGGAUCAAAGCCAAUUGUGGGAUGAUCAAUUUUUUUGCAGAGAGUUUGAUGAAAUGCUGAGAAUAAGAAGAGAAGUGGAUAAAAAGAUAAAAGAGAUGAACUCUGCGGUGCAGGUAAAUUUUACUGGUAGUUCCAGGGUUGACCCUUUAACUCCUAUGAUCUGAUUGUUAACUCUCCCCUCCAGCUGCUACACAUUUCCUUGUAAAGUAGCUGGGAGAAUUUGGUGUUAGAUCAAGAUAGCAGCUUUUACCUAAUAAAUUUGAGUAUUCUUAUUACCUUUUUGCUGGAUAAUGUAUGAAUAUUAUAGGGAGAAGUAAUAUGUUAAUCACUUCUGGGAGUUAAAGAGUUAAUGAAGGAUUUCCAUCAUUAUUUCUUAUUUUUGCAUGUUACAGAAGGACCUUGUUAUUUCAAAGGAACCACAAAACAUUAUAUUAGUGGCUUGAUUUAUUUUUUUAUAGGAAAUCAAGUGUGCUGCAUUCUUGUAUAAUGGACAUUCAUUCAAAAAUCUGAAUUGUUUGGUUGUAGAGACCUGUCAAUGCAACUCAUCUACUUGUGCUCACCUUUCCAUUUUUUACUUUGCAUUGAUGCUGUUAACAACCAUUAAAUAUGUGAAUCUUUACCUGAUCUAGUGUUAUAAUUCUGUUGCGCAGAGCAUUUAGUAGCCCAGCAAAGAUUAUAACCUGACCUCAAAACAUUUUACUCAGCAUUCCUCAUGACACAUUCCCUGCUAUUUUGGAAACCCUUAUUAUUUGUAAGAAAGUGUGUCAAAAAUAUGUCUUGGUUAAGUUGCUAUUGUGAAAUUGAGAUUUAACUGGGAAAGGGAAGGUGCUUGAGUGGCAAUUUUUUGGUAAAGGUAAGCAUUUUUUCUUUAGAGGGAAAUUGAUCUAGAGGAUAGAGGUACUCUGGGGCAAAAACAAAAUUCAGUUCCUUUGAAGAAGCAAACCUCUCAACCACUAAAGACAACAUCGUCAGGGACUAGAAGGGUGGAACCAAAAGUAACUACAAGAUCAACUGUGACAGGGAAUAAACCAAGUGGAAAAAGUACUGGGAAGGAAAAUCUGCCACAGAAGACCUCUACCAGGAGAGGCAAGGCAAGUAGCCAUUGAACACAGAUUCUUGUACCCUGUUCUUACCAAACUGGUUUUUCCUGUGUUGGUUGCAAUAUAUUUAAGUGCUUGAUAUUCAUUUUCUUUCAUUAAAGUUUGCAAUAAGCGGAGUAAACUCUAUUCACACAAAAUCUUGAAUGGGGAUGGGCUAGGGAGAGGGGGGUGGGGGGGAAUUAACUGAGAUGGGCUUGCCUUAUGGGUAGGGGACUGGACUAUGGGUUGAGAGGUCCUUAUAUGAGACUUGGCCCGGUUAUUGUGUUGUGUUCUUGGGCAAGACACGUAAAUCUCAUAGUGACCCUUUCUGUCCAGGAGAAUAAACAAAAGGGGUUGGGGCAGAGAAUUAACAGGAAAACCUAAUUUGACUAAGCUAGGGGUGGUAACCUUCAGUGGCCUAGUAUCCCAUCCAGGGGUGGCUUCAUGUGAGGGAGACUGGAAUAAGCUCCAGAAGCUACGGUGGGUCUAUUAAGUGCAAAAUAGGAAAACUCUGCUUUAACAAUUAUAACUUAGCAGCCCUUCAAAUGUUUCCUUGCAGUCCACUAAAAGCCAAGCUCCUUCCAAGCAGUCUGCUAGAGUGACACCAGCCCAGAAGGAAGUGUACCUUUCAAGUGUAUAUGGCCGCCAACCUCACCACCCACAGAGGACGACGUCUAAGGCACCAUACCUGCACUACCAGUCUCCUGUCAACCCUAAGACAGCUGCAAUAAUGGCUGGGAUCAUGGCCGGUGACAGCAAGCUACCUGGAAAACCUGCUUUGCAGGAUAUGAGUUUCUUUCCACAGAGAGAAUUUUCAGAACCUAGUGGGCAAAAAGCUGAUGCCAGGAAACCUGAGCUCGGUUCUCAAGGGAAACCAAACAAACAAAAAGAAGAUAUGCAGUAUUAUUUUCACCCGAGGGUGGACUUGUCACAGGUUGGAGAGGGGGUGUCAAGGGUUGGCGUGCCAUUGGAGGGACAAUUAGUACCUAUGGCUAUACCCCUGGGGAAACCCAAGACUGAUCCAGCAUUACGACCUCCCAUUGUCACCCAACAGCCACAAGACAAAACAUAUGAAGAAGGUAAUGUCCCAUUUCUUUUAACUGGCAAAAAUUGUCCCCCAGCUUGCAAUAAACCUUUCGCGGGUGUCACUUACAAGAGAUGAAUUGGUAAGGGGUAUGGCUUUGCUGCCGCACCCAUAAGAGUCUGCUUGCAGGUCGAUAUUCUUAUUUAGCAGCAAUAGCAGCAAAGCUUGCACAGUUGUUAUUGGACGUGAUCGAACCAUUACCGGAUUUUGAAAAAAAAACCCUUUAAAUGUGUUAAGUGUCGGUACCUUGUUUUUGCCACCUCUCCUUUUUUCUUAAAGCACUUCCUACAGCAUGGACGACUAUUGCAACGUUAUUAGCUUUUUCUUUCUGAAAUGACGCAUAGAGUCACAAAGUUUGACAAUUUAAAGGUCUAAAGCAAAUUAUUUAUUUGAAAUUUGCAGCAAAGGCAGAAAGCCCCAUACCAGAUAGCACCUUAUCUACUGACACAUCUGAGGCCCAUUCCCCUGUCCCCACUCCUGUGAGACCCAGUAAACCUGCUCAGCCAAAUGUGGCAGUGAUUACUGUGUAUGAUAAGGAACUGGACGAGAACAUGGACCAUCAAUACAAACAACAUAAAAAGACGUCAGCAAAGAAGAAGCGAAACCCUCUGUCUGUCCAGGUUGGUGAACUGAUAUGGAUUCUAAGGAGUAUCUUUCAUAUCCUUGCUCAAAUCCUGUUUCUCUCUAUGGGGAUUAUUUUAUUUGGCACGGACUCUUGAUUAGCAAAGGCACGCGAAAGAGCGGGGAAGCGAAGAGCUGCGGUUGUCUCGCAAACGAUUGACCCUGGCGUUUUUCAGGUACUCGCCAUUAGGUUCGCUUCCACCAUUGGAGAGCCUUACACAGGCCCGUCUUGUUGGACCAAAAAGCCGUUCCGUUUUGUAAACUUUGUCCUGUUUACUAGGGAUAGAAUUCUAACGAACGAGACUCAAUCAAACCGUCUUAUUCCGCUCUCGUAUUCGCUUAUUUACAUCAGGCCUCUCUUAUACGAUAUUCUCUACAUUGUGAUUGGUUGUUGCCGAAUACUGAUUUAAAAGGUCAUUCAAGGUUGUGUUGAUUAUGUUAACCGAUCAAUGUCCAUAAUGUUCACACUCAUCAUCUGACGUGUGUCACGCACGAAUCAAAGUCUCCGACACCGUAGACUAACACCAAAAAGAUUAUGUUUAAGCCGCGGAGGAAAGUCGGAGCUAAGAAAACCACAGGCGAGGGAAAUCUCAGCAAGCGGUUAAGAACAUUUCCGCUGAAUUUUGUUUCGCGUUCUGACAAAAAAUAUGUGCAAAUUCUUUCAGAGUUAUUUUCUUAACCGUAGGUGUUACCUAAAGUGGAUAUCGACAGUUUUUCAGAGGUUUCGUCAUCUUCGUCGAGUUUGCCGUAUGCCACGGUAAGUUUUCAUGCCUGGGAUUAAGUGGUUGACAUGUAAGAUUUACUUUCAAUGUCAGUAUCAUGUAAGCAACCGAUCAGUCCAUUUUUUAUUUUGUUUUUCGGAAGUAUUUUAAUUACAUUUUUAAAACUGAGGUACACUAACAUAUCCAAUUUUCGUUUAUGGAUGAUUAAUUGCUCAAAUCUUUAUCAAAGAACUUGCCAUGUUUUAUUUCGAAUCAUACUCAACUAUGAUAUCAUCGGAAUUGAUACAAAUUUUCUGAUCACUGAUGUCCUCCCUUAGAACAUCCCAGAGCCUUUUUCCCGUCCAGAUGAUUCUGAGUACCAGGAGUUCAGGAAUUUUUUGGCCGUCACGGAAACUGGGAACCAGGAAAAGGAUGAUGAACAGGUUUGAGUUUAAUUCCGUUCGAUUUCGGACAGUUCCGUCUCUGUUAACCUUUUCUCUUUCUAUUCGCAGGCUCUUGAUGAGGCAGAUGAUGACUUCCACCGAAUUCCAACACCUCAGCACCACUUGACACUAGAAGGAUUCACAGAAGCACAAGAUGGACCUUACAAUGGCCCCCCGUUUCCACCAGUACAUCCUCCUGUUUCUGUGCAGCAGACAGGGGGGGUUCUUGAAGCUGAUACUCGGCAACAGGCAGCUCUGGAAGAGAGAGCUAUGGAAUGGUAAAGUUGCCGAUCCUGACCAAACUUGAGGCGACUGUGUGAUCGUUUUAGAGAUAAAAAGGACUUUUCGUCCUGAACUCGUGAACAAAACCAUUCUUACUCUACAACCGCAGAGGACUCUUUAGGCCCUUUUCGAACCAAUCAGAUUCAAACUUAUGCAGUCGUGAAUUCCUGCGUUUCAAGAAGUUUCUCAUUAUUCAGCUUAAGUUCCCAUUGACUCCUUGUAAUGCUAUUCUUUGAUCUGAUUGGCCAUUUCGAUUACGCCAGGUUUUGUGUCAAAACAACGCGUCAUGUUGUAUUACAGAAAUGUUGAUGAACUUGGCUUGUUAACCAAUUAAACUUCUUCUUUUGUUAGGAUUGAGCAGGAACUCUUGGCGCGUAUUGUAAGUGAAAUGAAUCAACCAGUACCCGACCCUACCACCCUGAUAAGGCCACAGGCCACCCCUGAAAGUAGCAUUGUUUCGGAGACAGAAGAUGAAGAUGAUGAUAUGCUUGGUGAGUACCAUUUAUGCUUCGUUAAGCUGAAGUAAUCUCAACAACAAAGAAAAAGAGCCUUCAAAAAUACUCAGUCUACAAGUUGUGGGGCGACCUAUAAAUGCUCCUGAAGUGUUAGACGUUAGGUGAUGUCUUCGCACGCAAUAUUUGGCCCCAGUUGUUUAAAGGGCGUAUAGUGCUCUCCACUGGAUGAAUCGCUAUCCAGCGGAUAAGAGCUAACAAAACGUAUCAAGUGGAUAGCGUUAUCCACCCUACGAACUACAGAAGCAUGGCCUACACCCGUGAGUUUAUCCCUCUCUCUAUAGCAUGAAAGCUGACUGUUGCUUCUCUAUCCCAGAUGGUAUCAAACAUGGACUCCCCGCCUCCCCCCCUUUCCCCAAGGAAUUUCGUUGGCCCCUGGACAGUUUGAUUUAGAGGCACUGUGAGAGAAAAGUGAUUUGCCCCAGCCAGUUAGGAGGGAAAAGACAUUUUCAUGAUUGAAGGAACAAGGGCUGGAUUGGGACUACGACUCACCUUUUCUAGCUGAUUUCUCGUUCCAAUUUCUUCUCGUCUAAAGCUCUCUCUCGUCCGUUACCGAGAGAAGAUCAGACUGGUAGUUAGAACCACCUCCGAGUAUUUCAGAAAGAAUUUGACUAGAUCACAGGGAUACGGGUUGGGUUUCUCUCUAUUUACAAGGUUGUAGUAAUCGCAGUAAACAUUACUAUGAUAUAAUUUUUUUUGCUGCUUGCUGUUUCAGCUGCCGCGAUAGGUCAGGAUGGUAUUCAGCUAUUUAUUGACGCAGGAAUUCCCGUAGAUAGGGAACUUGUCACCAAUUUGAUUCGGGAAGUAAUCGCUGAGAAUGUUUCCACGAUUCUCGGUCAUCCAAAACCAAGGGCUAGUCCUCGACCUUCGAGAGUGAGUGAACUAUUUCAUUGGUCAUUUUUCAGUAAAAUAACUACGUUGCAGCAACUGAAUGUGUACAUUCGCCCACGUAAUAUACCAAGUUAGUAGGCAUGUAUGGUUGUUUCAGCCUCAUCAUACCUCGUGAGGAUUGUAUGUUUAACAAGGUGGCUUUGCGUUCCCUUUCAUUCUAAUUCUAUUCCCAUACUUUUUAUUCCAUACUUUAUCUACUUCUCUUGCUGUUUGUCGUUUGACGAACUCAUUGAGCAGUUUUCAAUGCCAACUUUCUCGUCAUUUUUUUAGCAACCAAUUGCGGAGGAAGGUCACCCGUCACGUACACCCUCCCCCAGAGGAACACCAUUGCCAACUCCCGCCCCCACCCCCGAGUACACACCUCCAGAGUCAGAGGAGAGUGUGCAUGAGUCGGCAGUUGUUGUAACUCCAGAACGCUCCCCUACACCCUCAGUAACGAGCGAAGAGCCGAUUCCAUCGGAGAGUGCGGAGGAGGAAGAAAAAGAUGUGGAAUCAAUUAAGGAAGAAAUGGAGAAGAAGGAACAGUCUAGUGAACAGGUUAGUUAGUUAAGAUGAUUACUGUUGGUAUUUUUCAGCCAGACACUAGUCGAGUGAAGAUUUAUUCGUUUUCCUUUUAAAUCUUAGAUCUCUGAGAUCAAAACUCCAGUGACUACCCCAGUCCCAACUCCACCUGCUGUACAGUCCCCUCCGGUCAGUAUAUCUACACCUGAGGCUUCGGUUCAAGAGCUAGGAGAAUUGCAAGAUACCAUAGUUCCCACGCCCCCGCCGUCUGUUGUUGUCAAAACACCAACACCGGAGCCUGAACCCGAGCCGGGACCAAGCAUGUAAGUCUACACCUGUAGUAAAUUCUGAGACGCUGUUGCUUAAUGGUUAGCGCGCUCGACUCCGGAUCUAAGAGCCCGGGUUCGAGACCUCUCCGGGCCACUGUGUUGAGUUGUGGGGCAAGAUAAUUCACUCUCACGGUGCUUCUCUCCGCAAAGGAGAUGAAAUGGGUGAACUUAAAGGACAAGAGAGGCUAUUUGAGAUAGAUCAGGGUCCCGUCUAGGAGGAGAGGAGAUACUCGUCAUCACUUCAAGCUUCAAAGACCAGGAAAAGCUCUUAGUCAGUUUGGUAUUUGGUCUUAAUCGUGUCCUUUCAAAAAAGAUAAAGGUAGCUCACUUCUAUUUAGUGUAUACUUACACAAGAUAAAACUAUCAAGUUGCUUUUUUUUUGCUGUCUCUCAACGCAGGGUUGAAGAACCCAGUGAACCAAAGGAACCGGCGGUUAGUCAAAAGGAACUGACACCUCCUCAGCCCGCGAAACAUUCAGUCAGCAGUCCUUCGAGCAUGUCAUCUACCACCCUCGGUGCAACAACAAUAACCACCGAGGAGGAGAUGUCUGAGGGAGAAUUAAUACAGGUCAGUGUAUCACCCUCCCUUCUCUUCUGAGUCUUCCUGAGAGCAGUCAAUCAGGGAGAAGUACUUCCCAGAGGAAUUUUCAAUUGAAUGUCGAAGAUAAUCUGGAGUUACUUGGGUUUGCUUUACUUCGCAUUGUGAUUGGUCCAGAAAACUUGCGCCAUCCUGUCAACAAAUCGGAUUCAAACCUAAAACCAAUCGCGACUUAGUAACUCGCGUUUUUCCCGCGCUUCAAGCGGUUUGCCUGUUUUUCCUUUGAGUUGUCAUUGGCUUCUUGUGAUAUUUUCCUUUUCCCUGAUUGGUUGUUGGGUUCGAUUUUCCGCCUUCCGGAUUCUGAAUUCAAAAGCGCUCAAAGCUCAUAAUGUAUCUUUAAUAAUUUUCUCGAUUUUUUGUAAGGAGAAAUUUUCACUGUUAAAUUUUUGGAAGAAGUGUUUGUUUUAAUGUUGUCUUUUCUGGUUUGAUAAUUCAGCCAUAUGCACAUGUUGGAAUGUACAGCGAGGGAGAGUUUGCUCUGUCGCCAACCAUUGUACAACUGGCCGCUGAAAAAAAAUUGCCCAUGGGCGAGGACUGGGAUUCAACAAGGUUGGGACACGAUGAUGGUAAGAACUUGAACUAGAUUUAAUUACACAGCUAGUAAGUUACUAAUCAAUUGCUGGCUCGAGUCGUGUUUAACUUACACUCGGAUGAUAUUGCUUACAUCCUUAAUUUGCCAAAGCGUCGAAAGGAUCAGUUUUUCAUCAGGGUUACAUACAUAGACGAAAUUGGCAAUAUUGCUGAUUCUUUUUACUAUUUCAUCUCAUUUUUGUCCAUGUCUCCACCAUUUCUUCGAAAGCUGAGUUGAAAUUAAAUGUCAGUGUGUCAUUCUGUUUUUAUAGUUAAAGCUGUGAUAUUUUCCUCUCGCAGACAGCCAUAACGAACUCGUUAGGGUCGCUCUCAAUGGCAUCUUAAAAGGUGGCCCAGCGGACAAACGACAUCGACAAGGAUCCAGUGAUAACAGCAGUAGGAGCAACAGUGAGUCUGAAGAACAGAUCAGCGGUGUCAGCACUCUGAGAGAUACAGGGGACAUUAGAGAGGUAAUGGUUACGUGAUAGAUAAUAUUAUUUUUAUAAAUAUUAAGGAGCAAUACCAACUUGAAUUAUCGCAGGUCAUAUUGUUCACGGCAAGAGGUAAAGAAGGAAGGACUGUGACGAGUCGAUUAGUGGGGGGGGGGGAAGGGGAUUGGCUGGAAGCUGAAAGCUGAAAGCUCGACACUUUGUCGCACAACUCUCAUAGUUUCUAAGCAAGGUUUGAUGCAAGUAAAAAACUGCGUAAAUUAUAUGCGAUAGAGAGAGCCAGUUGCGCGAACCUUCUAGGAUUGUAUCACCAGUCAGCUCACCCACGCGGAGCCGAGCAAGAUCCAAGCCGCGCGGGCAACAACAACUGAAUCAGCCCGUAGUUAGUGUGACGAACCUUAACGGGAGGCUUCUCUUGAAGUCGUGGUAAUCCAUUUCGAUCGCAAGGCCGUUGAUUAGAGGACUGAACCACUUUUUUGUGCUCACUAUGUUAAGUUUAUUGUUAGGAAAAACUACAGCGCAGAAGCCUGUAGCAAGUAGUAACGAACAUUGAAGCUCUAAUGAUGGUAGGCAGAUGCUACCAAAUAAUUUGAAUUUACACCCAAAAAAGUUCGAAUCGGGUAGAUUUUUCAAAGUGUUAGCUUUUUCCUGUACCUGUUUUCUGUUUCCCUUAUUCGCGAAAGUCAGGUAUAACAUUUAAGAAAUCCUUAUUUCCUACAAUAGGAUUCCGUUACUGACGUUUCGCGAAGUGAAGGAGAACUCCCCACGAUCCAAUGAUAGUUUUGUUGAGUCGCAUUAAACAUCACAUGAGGUCAGCGGAGAGUAGUAUGGCCAGUGAAGGGGAGCUGUUAGGAGACCGUUCGCGCAUGCCCCGUUCAAACCAGAAGAAAAGUGGAACAACGCAUGUUGGAGUAGUGG